Psammomys obesus (fat sand rat) is the source of this 591-nucleotide messenger RNA. RefSeq names its product hemoglobin subunit alpha. Bases 51 to 479 code for a protein of 142 amino acids. The record is from RefSeq and is a predicted model, not a curated record. Gene Ontology annotation, biological process: hydrogen peroxide catabolic process; oxygen transport. Gene Ontology annotation, molecular function: oxygen binding; iron ion binding; heme binding. Gene Ontology annotation, cellular component: haptoglobin-hemoglobin complex; blood microparticle; hemoglobin complex. Lineage: Eukaryota; Metazoa; Chordata; Mammalia; Rodentia; Muridae. The transcript is spliced from 3 exons.
AGGCCCAACACACUUCUGAUUCUCACAGACUCAGGAAGAAAGACAUCAUCAUGGUGCUCUCCCCGGACGACAAAACCAACAUCAAGACCGCCUGGAGCAAGAUUGGCGGCCAUGGUGCUGAGUAUGGCGCGGAGGCCCUAGAGAGGAUGUUCGUUAGCUUCCCCACCACCAAGACCUACUUCCCUCACUUUGAUGUAAGCCACGGCUCCACCCAGGUCAAGGGCCAUGGCAAGAAGGUCGCUGACGCGCUGGCCACCGCCGCAAGCCACCUCGAUGACCUGCCCGGUGCCCUGUCCACUCUGAGCGACCUGCACGCCCACAAGCUGCGUGUGGACCCCGUCAACUUCAAGCUCCUGAGCCACUGCCUGCUGGUGACCCUGGCCUGCCACCACCCUACUGAUUUCAGCCCCGCGAUGCACGCCUCUCUGGACAAAUUCUUUGCCUCCGUGAGCACCGUGCUGACCUCCAAGUACCGUUAAGCUGGAGUCUCUGGGCUGCCUCCUGCCCGGCUGGCUUGCCCUCCACCCGGGCCAGCCUCCCUCCCUCGCACCUGUACCUCUUGGUCUUUGAAUAAAGCCUGAGUAGGAAGAA